CAACCACAAUUUUAUAAAAAUGAGACGUUAAAUAUUCAAAUAAUAAUCUUGCUUUCAAUAAACUUUACAUUCCACAUUUCAAAUUAUCCAUAAAAAUGCAGUUUUCUAACGAUAAAGACGUGUGCCUCUGUCCCUCAAUAACCCAAUCUUCUAGUCCAUUAUCAUCUUCAUCACAUUCAUUCGUCAAGGAUGCUUGUUCAAAAUAUUAUCAAGAAAUAGGAGCUGAGAUGAUUAGCAAUCAGCUGAUUAUUAGAUUGGAGAAAGAUAAAAAUAAAUCAAAAAAGAAACGGGAAGAAUGGGAACCACCUUGUGACUGCGUCGAAAUUCAAAGACCGACGAGCAAAACAGGCCCCAAAAUAAUCAAUGCUGAUUAUGACGAUCGGAUUAUAUUUCGAGUCCACUCGGCAUAUCGUUUACACGAAAAGGACGAUCCUUAUAAAUCGCAGACUGUUGCCUACAAAAUCGGAUCAUGUAAAAAUGGACAACAAGACGACCAUCAAUGCAAGACCAUCACUGUAUAUCCUCAAUUUAUUUCAGGAACACAAGAAGUGUACAGCGAUCAUAUAAGAGAGGGCGAUCAGGAUAUUUUUUUAUUAAGAAUUAAAAAGAAAGCAGAAUACUCUGAACAGAAAAACAGAAACGUCGAACUUGAACUCAGAACACCUAAACCGCCGCCAAUACCGGCACCGUCAUCUGUACCUGCAGUUGCACCAUCGCAAAUUAAUGACGAUGUACAUGUAGAAGAUGAAAAGGAAUCUGACGUGGUAGAGGAAAAUGCACUGCCAACAAGCAUAAAAGAAAAAAAACACAAACGAAAGAAAAGAGGAAAAUAA
This is a messenger RNA of Cyphomyrmex costatus, 833 nucleotides long. RefSeq lists its product as uncharacterized. The transcript is spliced from 3 exons. The record is from RefSeq and is a predicted model, not a curated record. Bases 96 to 833 code for a protein of 245 amino acids. NCBI's taxonomy places the organism in Eukaryota, Metazoa, Arthropoda, Insecta, Hymenoptera, Formicidae.